Daucus carota subsp. sativus is the source of this 1513-nucleotide messenger RNA. Its product is annotated as L-2-hydroxyglutarate dehydrogenase, mitochondrial. Gene Ontology annotation, molecular function: (S)-2-hydroxyglutarate dehydrogenase activity. The coding region runs from base 74 to 1381 and encodes 435 amino acids. The record is from RefSeq and is a predicted model, not a curated record. NCBI's taxonomy places the organism in Eukaryota, Viridiplantae, Streptophyta, Magnoliopsida, Apiales, Apiaceae. The transcript has 5 exons.
ACGUCCAAAAAGAAAAAUCCGAGAAAGCAGUCGGUUCCAAACAACAAUCCCUCCGAUCACCGGAGCCGAGAAGAUGUUGAAAGCGAAGACGCUAAUCCGACGGGUGGUGACGGGAAGGAAUAUGAAGGCAUCUCAUCAUACUUCAACAACGAAGGGAGAAAAGGAGAGUGUAACAAGUAGAAACAAAGAUUUAUCGAUAAGCAAAGAGAAGGUGGAUUGCGUGGUGAUAGGGGCCGGAGUAGUGGGCCUAGCUAUAGCCCAACAGCUAAGUGUGAAUCACGGCAGAGAUGUUUUGGUUGUGGAGGCUGCUUCUACUUUUGGGACUGGAACUAGUUCAAGAAACAGUGAAGUUGUCCACGCUGGCAUCUAUUACCCCACUAACUCCCUCAAGGCACGUUUUUGUGUAAGUGGGAGGAAAAUGCUUUAUGAUUACUGCAAAGAACGUGAGAUUCCUUAUAAGAAGAUUGGUAAGCUUAUAGUGGCCACCAGAUCUUCAGAAAUUCCAAAGUUAAAUGUUCUUAUGGAUCAAGGGUUACAAAAUGGAGUUGAUGGUCUGAAAAUGAUGGAGGGUAAUGAAGCUAAAAGAAUGGAGCCUGAAUUGCAAUGUGUGAAAGCUAUAUUGUCAUCCGCCUCGGGAAUUGUUGAUACUCAUUCCUUAAUGCUAUCUUUGUUGGGGGAGGCUGAAAGUCAUGGAACAACUUUCUCCUUUAAUACUACUGUAACUGGUGGUCAUCUUGAAGGGAAUCAUAUCCACCUUCAUAUUUCCGGAACCAAGGAUCUUGAAAACUGUGAUGGAAGAUCCUCAUUGCACCCAGACCUUAUGCUCAUUCCCAGGCUUGUAGUGAACGCUGCAGGCUUGAGUGCGCCACUCUUAGCAAAACGAUUCAGUGGCAUUAAUUGUGGAGCUAUUCCUGGUUCAUAUUAUGCUCGUGGCUCCUACUUCACUUUAACAAAUAUUAAAGCUCCUCCAUUCAAGCGAUUAAUUUAUCCUAUACCUGAGGAUGGUGGCCUUGGUGUUCAUGUUACUCUAGAUUUAAAUGGACAAGUCAAAUUUGGCCCCGACGUUGAAUGGAUAGAUGGUAUAGACGAUAUAUCAAGCUUUCUUAACAAGUUUAAUUACUCUGUAUGUGCCGACCGUGCAAAUCAGUUUUAUUCUGAGAUAUGGAAGUAUUAUCCUGACCUGAAGGAUGGAUCGCUGGAGCCUAGCUAUGCUGGAAUUCGGCCAAAACUUUCUGGUCCUGGACAUGGCUCUGUUGAUUUCGUCAUACAGGGAGAGGAGAUCCAUGGGAUACCUGGUCUUGUGAACCUAUUUGGAAUUGAAUCACCGGGAAUUACAUCAAGCAUGGCAAUUGCAGAGCACGUUGCUGCUAGAUUUUUGUAAUAAUCCAUUUCCGGUUAAAACUUCAGAUAUGUUGUAAAAUUGGCUAUAGUAAAGAUGGUACACCACUCACCACUGAAGUUUAGGCAUGAGGCAUUCACAUGUGGUUUUAAAUGCAUCGAAUUCAUAGAAUCA